Paramecium sonneborni is the source of this 1326-nucleotide messenger RNA. Lineage: Eukaryota; Ciliophora; Oligohymenophorea; Peniculida; Parameciidae. The record is from the annotation of a GenBank genome assembly.
AUGUUAAAAAAAUUAUCACAAUAAUUUUAGAAGAUUUCUUUUAAAUCAUUGCUAUUAGGAUAAACUUAAAGAUAUACAACAAGCAAAUUUAAAUAUUAUUUUAGAUCUUCAAAAUUUAUUGUAAAAUAAGAAGAAACAAAUGAUGAACUUAAUAAUAUAAUUACAAAAGAAGAAAUUAUAUCAUUUCUAAAUAACAAUAAAGUCGUAUUUCGAUUAAAGAGAUCAUAUGCUUAAUUAUAAUUUUGUCCUUUUUGCACAAAAAGAAAUUUUGAUGACCUCUCAAAUCAAUAUACAAUGGGUAUCAACUUAAAAAAGUAAAUACUUUAUUAAUUGAUUUAGUGGUAUGUUUAAUUGUUUUAGAUCGAGUUGUUAAUCUAAAGGGUAAUGGAAAGAUUUUAUAUAAUAAAUGAUUCAUCAGAAUCCUAAAACGAUUGUUGAUGGUCCUAUUAAUUAAAUAAAUAAGCAAAAUUUAUAAGAAGAAUAAGGAACUUUUGAUUAAAAAUAUGAGUUAUUCCAAUUUCAUUUACAUUAUUAAAGAAUGAAAUUACAAUAACCAAAGUUUAUUUACGAUUAUUUAGUUGGAGAAGAUUGGGAUAAGGUUUAUGAUCUAUAUUAAUAUUUAGAAUCAAAGAGGAAUUAAAGAAGAAACUUUGAAUAAAUAUUUGGUUGGUAUUGGUUAGGAUGAAGUAUUUGAUGCUUAAUUUAAAAAGAUUAGGAUGGUUCCUUUAAUUUAUUUUCCUAUGUUCAGAUUGCUUUCUUAAGAGGAAUAAAAUUCAAGCAAUUAUUAAAAUCAAUAUAUUCAAUCUAAAUACAAUUCUUAGAUUUUUGAGUUAGUAAGUUGUAAAUUGAGAGGAAUGGGAAAAGAAAAUAAAUAUAUUUAAAAAAUUGAGCCUAAAAAUGCUAUGAAAGGCAUUUUUGGUCUUAAUUUAUUAACUUAAGAUGUCAAAUAAAUUAUUAUAACAGAAGGAGAAUUUGAUUCCAUGGCUGCAUAUUAAAUGACAGGAAUUCCAUCAAUUUCUUUACCAUAUGGAAUAGCUCAUUUCCCAAACUUUCUUUUAGAAUGGUAUAAUCAUUUUAUAUAUAUAUCUAGGAUUAAUUAAUUUAGAGAUUUAAAAAGCAUUUUAAUUUGGGUUGAUGAUGAUGAAUUUGGAAGAAUUAAUUCUCAUAAAAUAGCAAACAAGAUCGGAAAUUGGAGAACUAGAAUAAUACAGCCAUCUUUAAUUAAUAAUCAUUAGUAUCCUAAAGAUGCUAAUGAUUGUUUAAGACAUUAUCCAGAUAAAAUUUAAGAAUAUAUCACUAAAUCAAUUUAAUUUAUGUGAGAAUAGG